Molecule: messenger RNA, 1254 nt
Organism: Branchiostoma belcheri (Belcher's lancelet)
Lineage: Eukaryota; Metazoa; Chordata; Leptocardii; Amphioxiformes; Branchiostomatidae
Product: lysoplasmalogenase-like protein TMEM86A
Exons: 7
Coding region: 155-1039 (294 amino acids)
Cellular component (GO): membrane
Source: RefSeq, a predicted model, not a curated record
CACGUAUGAAGUAUACAGUAGAGGGCUUUGUUUGUGUUCCCUCUUAACUAUGCAGACCAGAGUUGGUCAGCUCUCAGGGACGUGGACACAACACCUUAAUCUGAGGAAACCGCCAGAAUUACUGAGUUGGUGAGGCACCCGACCUGACUCCACAAUGAACACUAAGUUUGUGCUGCUGACGUUACUCAAACUGCUGCCCUUCUUCAUCACGUUUAUCCUGUACUUCGCGCUGCUCUUACCUGACAACCCGCCUUCAGCCGAGGCCACGGUCGUCAAGAUGUUACCUGCCAUGAGUCUGGUGCUUUUCCUCGGCCUACAUGGGAAAGUGUUCUGUGGAGGGCGGCUGUACGACCGGCUUCUGUUCGCGGCCACGUUCCUGUGUGGAGUGGCGGACGGAGUCAUCGCCUGGGACCACCACCACGAUGCCUUCUUCCUGGCAGGAAUGGCGGUGUUCGGAGCCGCACAUUGUGUGUUCAUGGCUGCGUUCCGCUGCACGCCUCUCCGCCUCAUCCUGUGGCUCCCAUGGCUCACGGUUGCCCUCAUCCUGUACGGCGUCCUCACACCCGGCCUGUACGGGGCCAUGUUCUUCUUCGUCUUAGUCUACGCUCUGGUGAUCGGCGGCAUGGGGUGGAGAUCGUUCUCCAGGGUUGAGAUCCGGUGUUGUGUCGGGAGCUGUACGGGUGAGAGAUGCGCGAAGUGGUGUGUCCUCAGCAGAGACGAUAUAGCUGACAUCCCUGAGGGACAGUGUUGGGAGGCGUCAGGUGUGACGUGGACCCAGGUCCUGGCGGCAGCAGGUGCUGUGUUGUUCGCCAUCUCCGACUCCAUCUUGUCCGUUUUUGCCUUCCGAGUCCCCGGGGACCCGUACCCCACCGCCAGGAGAGUCGCGGUGCUGUCCACGUACUGGGUCGCCAUCUUGUUUCUGGCGUUGUCGGUAGAACCAGCAGGACCCUGCCCGUGUCAAGGUCAGGCGGACACGGUGACGUCAGCAGAGGACGAGGACGUCUCGAGAGAACAUAUCCGUCUGUCUGAAAUGGCCUGAGACCUUUUUCAUGACGACACAUUUAUUGUUAGAAGUUUGUUAUGUUCUUGCAAGGUUUAUAAAAAAACAAGAUACAUGUUUACCAAGCUCAACGUUACAAAGCUGAAGCCCAUGGUCUCAAGGUUAAAACUUUCUGAUGGCCUAAAGGGUAAAAUACAUUGCGCUUACAUGGCUUAAGGCCGUAUACGAGGUGGCCAGGGUGUUAAUUUAUACCG